AUGCACUUUGAGGAAUGUCUAUAUUUUGUCCUCCCCGCUUUUUGGUCUGUUGUUCAUCUCCAUUCUCACUUUUUUCCCUCUCUCAUUUCCUCCCUUGUGUCCUCUCUCCUCCUCCUCGUUUCCUCUCUCUGUAGGUUGACUGUGUGUGAUGGAGACAAGUUGACUCACAAUGAGUUGAUUGGAGAGUCAAGAGUGCCCUUGAAAAGAGUCAAACCUGACCAGUCUAAACAUUUUCACACCUGCCUGGAACAUCCUCCCCCGCUCCCCUCUCCGACUGCCAUGGGUGAAGCCCUGCGAGGGAUCUCCUGCUACUUAAGAGAGUGGGAGAACGAGCAGCUACACAGCCUGGAAGAAAGAGGUCGUCUUCUUCUCUCCCUGCAGUUUCUGCCUCCUCAGAAGGAGGAUGAAGACGUGGAGGGAAGAGGAGGAGGAGGAGGAGAAGGUGAAGGGCGUCGCAGUGGAGGGCUCUGUGUAGGAGUGAAGCGCUGCGCCCACUUAGCCGCCAUGGACGUCAACGGAUUUUCCGACCCCUACGUCAAAAUAUACCUGAAGCCCGAUAUAGAGAAGAAAUCCAAGCACAAAACAACAGUGAUAAAAAAAACUCUCAACCCUGAAUUCAACGAGGAGUUCUUCUACGAGAUUUCCCUGUCCGAGCUCACCAAUAAGACUCUGGAGGUGACUGUGUGGGACUACGACCUGGGACGCUCCAAUGAUUUCAUAGGUGGAGUUUGUCUGAGCUGUCACUCCCAGGGCGACGCCCUCCGCCACUGGAUGGACUGCCUGAAGAACCAAGGCAGGAGGGUGGAGCGGUGGCACAUCCUGACCAACGAGCUGCCACAAACCCUCAGCCACGACUAAAAGCCUGCACGGCAUUCUGCAUGCGGUCACUGUCAGGUAAUUAGCGGCUCAACAGAUAUCCUCCUGUUUCUCUGAGGGACAGACAUGAGAAAGUACACCGCAGGAGUCAGCAGCGAUUGAAAGAAAAAAAAAGUGUAUAAUAUUAGGAGCCAACAUGAUGGGUGGAGAGCAAGGUGGAGCUGGAGCAGCACGGUGUUGUGCCUUCAUUACUGAUCAGUGAGUCGCCUGGAAAAGAAGCUUAAUGGCUCCAUCAACACAUCAACAUCUCACCUCAUUCACACAUCACAGGGUUAGACCGAAACACUCGACUGAAGAGGGAUGAAACUCAGACAUGAAACACAAAUCAUAGCUGCAGAUGUCAGAUUUGUACUUUUAGUUUAGUUGAGAUUAAACUGCGUGUUUUUUUUUUUCAAAAGCAAACACAUUUGUUUAGUAAAUCACACGUCCCGCCCUCUCUUUGGAAGAAGAAUCUAUUUUAACUGUCCAUUGCCAAAACAGAGACAUUUAUUUUAUGUUGAACUGUCAUGAAGCUGCCUCAGCCAACACAUAUUAGUCUGUUUUUUUAUACAGUCUAAUCCCCCAAUGUUUCUCUUGUUUAUGACUGUACCAUUACAUCCAAGUCUCAGAGCUCAGCAUCAUUUUACCAAAAAUAUAAGCAGGCAGUCUUUCAGUAAUUUAGCAGAAAUAUGUGUGAAGAUAUUGACUGUAUAUAAAAAAUAGACAUAGCCUCCGAGUCUGAGAAGUGAAACCAAUACUGAAUGGCCUCAAACAUGCAUUCAUUGUGACUCCCAGUGGUUGCCAAAGAAUUGUCAGAUAAUGUCGAAGCCUCCCAAAUAAUGAGCCUUCUUCUCACUUGAUUCAAAAGCUCUGUAAACAUUUUCUUAUCAAGUUUAUGUUCUCAUUUGCUUGCUUCAAGUCUUCUUCAAAGUAGCAUGUUCAUUUAGUAAAUAAUAGUUUAAAAUGGUAUGUUUUUCUACCUUGGGAUUGACAAGUGGCUAACACAGUGACCUGAUAAAUGUAAUUUACUGCCUUCAGUGGAGUGGAAGGGAUGAUGGAGUACACAGCUCAUACCUACUUAUUUUUCAGUCCUUCAUUGCCUAUAAAAUCUUCAAAAUGCCCUGUGAUGGGCAUCAUACAGUGCUAGCCUUAUCUGUCUCUUAUUGGCUUGUACUUAUUGUUGCCUUCGUCUGUUGGUAGGGUACGUAAAUAAGAGUAAGCCAAUCAGAUACAUUGUUGGGUGAGUCAUAUCUUGCCAAUGCUAAUCUAGGAAAAAAUGUAGCCUGAGGACUUCUUGUCUGCCCUGUUGUCUAACACUGUGCCGUUAACUUCAUAAUGAAGUCGAGCAGCUAAAGUUCAGUGACUAUGUUCCGAUACUUAAGACCCAUUAAGUUGAACCAAAUAUGCAAGAGUAGUCUAACAUGUCACUGUUUAUAACACAGGGCAUUCAUCCUUUGCUGGACGGGCUGACAUUUGGGGCAUAAAUUGAGUAUACCCAGUUCAUAUUUCAUAUUCAUAGUUUCAUAAUUUCUUUUUUCAAUAGCCAAAAUAAGCAUACCGAGCAUUAUCAGUUACUUUUGAUUAGAAAUGUGUUGCUGACGUUUCUUGGGUAAGCUGGGUAACUUAGUGUUUGUUAACCUUUCUACCCUCUCAUCAAGGUACGGUUACUUCUGGCUCCAAUUAAUGGGUCAUAUCAAAAUGGCUAUGUCAACUUUUUAUGUACAGUCUUUGGUUUUUUACAACUUUUCACCUCAAGAUAGUCCAUAGCAAUGUUUAGUAGAAAAAAAAAAAAAAAUUCAGCACGCAUUAUCGAUAAAUAUUAUUCUCCUGUUAGUGGCCAUCCUGCCACUUCUGUAUGUUCUGGAUGGAGGAUGAUCCAUGGAUUUCCUACAACAACACUGUCUUUUGAAGUUGUCCUAUCAACCCAAUUUCAGAAAACCAGCUUUGAUCAUUAAACCUCUGGGGGCAAUGGGAUGUUUUUAAGGGCUCUCAGUUUAGCCGAGGCCAAGACUUCCUCUUCCUUUCAUUUACAUUCCGUUAACUGAAUUCAUAUGCAGAUGUCUAUUUGCAAAGAAUAAAAAGCUCAAUAUUUAUCAGAGAAUAGUCGAUGGGUUCAAGGAUUGCAUCAAGGCCUAUGUGUUCCGUCUCUAUUUCUCUUGUGCACAAACUGUUACCCUGCAUACAACCAGAGCCACUUCAACACGUUGGCCAGCAUUAGGACAUCAAAGGGAGUCACAACACUUCUGACACCAAAGAUUUUAAUACUAAUUAUAGUCUUAUCUGGUCCUUAUGUUACUGGAGGAUUUUCUUGGGUUGUGCUGAAAGGCUCUCUAUUCUUCAUCAUUGAAAGACAAAACAAAGGUCUGCCCUUAGCUAAGUGUAGAGUCAUAAAUUGUGGCUCAUUUACCAAUACCAACAACAGCAAGUAAUUCAGUAAGGGUAUCAGGUCUUGCAGAGUCCUUUGGGGGUUUAUUCUAGUUUGGUAAAGGUCUUAUUUUCAAGUAUUAUCUGAAUGGAUCCUGAGGUUUUAUAUUGCUCCUUCAACACAGUGAAAGGUUUAAGUAGGGAUCCAUCAUACAUAACGUCAUAAUCCAUAGGAAGCUUUGGAUUAAGCCAUAGCCAUGUUGAAGGGUAAGUACAAUCUGACUUGUCGGAUAUAGGAAACCUCUUUUUUCAAAAUCUAUCAAACGUAAAGAGAAUGAGAAGAAUUUUUUAACCCUUUGAGGUAGAAAAGGGCAAAGGCAAGAUUAGGUAAAGUGCUAAAAUAGAGCUCAGAAUCAAAAAAUAAACAGCUAUUUACAAGGAUUAAAACAAAUAAUUUGUCUGUUAUGAGGAAAAUAAAGAAAAGAGAUUGAUAGGUCUAUGACUUUAAUGUUACAAUUUAAGAUGAGAGAGACCAUCUGGGGCUACACAUGGUUGAUUAAAUUAUUUGACAUGAAAACCUGAAUUUCGGCAAUCCAAACUGCUGACCAGUCAGUGAUGCUGGUGUUGAGGAGAAAAACAAAACCAUCACACGAUAAUAUUUGUGUUCAAAGAACUUAGGCUGGACCCGACAGAAAAUGUAGAUCUCUUAUAUUUCAUGUUCUGUCUGAUCCAGCCCCUGUGGUUGGAUGUUCACUGUCUUCUGACUGGAUAAUGAUAUCUUCAUAAACAUGUUAAGAAGCGAGUGAGAAUUGGGUCUAACUUGGUCCCUCUAACACUUACUAAAAAGCAGUCAUUGUGCAAAGAAAAUUGAUUUUAAAUCUGAGUUUGACACGUUGGUCUUCAAAAUUGAACAGUGAACCACUACCAAUUUUAUGGUUUUCUUUGCACAGACAUUUUACUAUAAUUUAUGAGAAAUCUUUGUAAUUGAAUGUUUGCUAAGCACGCUAUAGUUCGUCUUCCAGCACAACACAAUCCCUUUUAACAAUAACAGGGACAAUUAGUAAUCAAAAUUUGUUUUACCUCCAAAUUAAAACCAUUACCAUACAGAAGUUCACCAGCUAAAUGGACAACUGUUGCUAGUAGAUUCACCCGCUUUAGCAAGUUUAGUUAUCUAACUAAUACAUUCAACAUUAGCCCCAUGAUUCAGCAGAAAACAGCCUCAGUUUAAAUUUUAACCUAUUCAGCUGACUAACCACAGAAUGUAAAAGAUACAGUAUUUACUUGACAGUAUCUACUUGAUGGCUGCAUACGUAAUAUCAUUAUAGACCGAGGUCUAUAAUGGUAGAACAGGUCUAGGCCAUGAUCUCACGCUAACAAGCCUUAGGAAAAAGACUGUAUCCUCCCAAUGCCAAUGAACAAUGUUAUGAAAUGGAAACCAUUUUUUCCCAUUUGACGAGGUAGAUCUAUUAGUGUACUGUACCAUAUUUUAAGUAUCUUAGAUUGGAAAAAUAAUCCCUCUGGUUGCUGAGUUUAUGUACUGGUUUAUGUUUUACUUUUGAUGUAACAAGAGUAUGGGCUUUAAACAUUAGGUCUAGUCUGGGCAACACUACUUUAGCUUUAGCUAAAGUGUAGUUCAGUGUACACUGAACAAACCCUUAGAAUGAUCUAGUUUCCAUGACUAGACUCAUCCCAAUACAUGUGCUAGCAAAGGGGUUUUAUGAUCACUGUUUAAUCCCACAUAGUAUCACAGUCACGUCCUCUUUGACGAUCAACGCAACAUCUUCAUCCUGAAUAUAGCGUACAAAUAACGCUUUGAAAACAGAGACUACUGCGUUUCGUUUAGGACAUUGUGGACGUACCAGGAAGGAUACAUUUUCCCAGAUUCCUGUUAACCAACACAUUUAAUCAUAAAUGAUCCCACCGUCAAACUCACACGACUAGCACAAUGCAAAAACGUGCUCUCAUGGCCUGUUUACAGCACAACAUCAGCCCCAUUCACGUACUGAAGAAUCAACAUGUCUAGUAAGGGUUUUUAAGCUAUGAUUGGACAGGUGCUGUACAGGCGAAGGGGUUGAUCAAUCAGUCAGGAUGAACCAUCAGUAGCUUCCAUUUAAAACUAUGAUGGUCUCAUGUUACAGUCUCAUAUCAGUCGAACCACAAUAAUCUCAUUUUGCUUCGUAUCAUUUCUCUGAUAUUUGCCAUGCUGUGAAACGCACGGAUCACGUUACUAUUGCACUCUUAACUGAACUGUGAACAUUCAAAGUGCAUCCUGUUGUUACCAUGACUGAUGAUUAGGAUGACUUCUCAAUACAAGUGGUUCUUCCUUGUUGUUGCAUGAUGCAAUAUGUUGAUAUAUUUAUAAUCUCUAUAACCUUCCCCCUGCCUGUUUUCUAACUUCAAAGUGUUUACACGAGGAAACAUUGAGGAAUGGCUCAUGUUCAAAUCCUGCUGUUUACAGUGUUAUUGUUCAUCUUUUAUGCACGACUGAAUGUAUGAAUGUGGCUUUCUAUACAAUAUUGUUGAACCGUUGUUUACACUGAUCUUGUGCUUUACAGUUGUUCCAACAUUUCUAUCAGGUGUUUUAUGUACAAUGCAACAAUAAAUUUGGAAUGCAACACAGA
This is a messenger RNA of Labrus bergylta (ballan wrasse), 5840 nucleotides long. Lineage: Eukaryota; Metazoa; Chordata; Actinopteri; Labriformes; Labridae. The record is from RefSeq and is a predicted model, not a curated record.